Capsicum annuum is the source of this 1000-nucleotide messenger RNA. Its product is annotated as protein NRT1/ PTR FAMILY 1.2. Gene Ontology annotation, molecular function: transmembrane transporter activity. The record is from RefSeq and is a predicted model, not a curated record. Gene Ontology annotation, biological process: oligopeptide transport; transmembrane transport. Gene Ontology annotation, cellular component: plasma membrane. NCBI's taxonomy places the organism in Eukaryota, Viridiplantae, Streptophyta, Magnoliopsida, Solanales, Solanaceae.
GUAUUAUGCAACAGUUGGGGUAUCAGUGUUGAUUUCAGUGACUGUGAUAGUGUAUAUUCAGACACAAUUUGGUUGGGUAAUUGGUUUUGCUGUUCCAACAGGACUAAUGUUUUUGGCAACAAUAUUUUUUCUAUUGGGUUCUGCAAUAUUUAUUAAAAUAAAAGCAAAUAAAAGUUUGUUUACUAAUUUUGUUCAAGUUAUUGUUGUGGCAUGGAAAAAUAAACAUCUUGCUUUGCCUCCUGUGGAUUCUAAUGGAUGGUAUCAUCAUGAUAAGGGUUCAACAAUUACUUUUCCAACACAUAAACUAAGGUUUCUAAACAAGGCAUGUAUCAUUAGAAAUCCAGAGAAAGAUUUGGACACAAAUCCAUGGAAUUUAUGUACAAUUCAACAAGUUGAAGAAUUCAAAUCAUUGCUCAAAGUACUUCCAAUUUGGUCUACAGGCAUUAUGAUAGCAGUAACCCUAAGUCAACAUGCAUUUCCAGUGUUACAAGCAAAUACAAUGGACAGACAUUUGAUAAAAGGUCACAAUUUCCAAAUCCCAGCAAGUUCAUAUAGUGCAUUUGGUGUAAUCACAUUGACACUAUGGCUAGCCCUCUACGACCGGGUCCUCGUGCCCUGGAUCUCCAGGGUCACGAGGAAACCACGAGGUCUCAGCUUCAAACAGCGCAUGGGAUUAGGGUUGUUGCUUUCAUGCGCGGCCCAGGCCGUGGCCGCGCUGGUGGAAAGAGAGAGGCGUUCGCGAGCCCUUAAACAGGGGCUCGCAGACCAUCCACUAUCCCAGGUGGACAUGUCCGCGACCUGGCUAGUCCCUCAGCACUGUCUGACAGGACUAGCCGAGGCGUUCAACGCGAUCGGACAAAUCGAGUUUUAUUAUUCUCAAUUCCCUAAGAGCAUGGCUAGUAUUGGUGUGGCAUUGUUUUCACUUGGAAUGGGAUUUGGAAAUUUGGUUGGAAGUUUAAUUGUGGAAAUUGUUGAUCAUGCUUCAAGUAGAAAAGGGAAA